AUGUCAAUUUUAAUGCGUUUAUCUUUUCAUCUCAUCAUCAUUGUUUUGUCAACGCAAAGUGUACCUACUUUUACUGUUCCCAAGAACUACAUAAUUUAUAUGGGAUCUCAUUUAUCGGCUAGUCAUGAGGAUAUUACUGAUUCACACCAUGCCUUGCUUUGUUCCGUAUCAUUAAGAAAGCGUAUACGGGCACGAUACUUCUACAAAGGUUUGUUGGAAGAAGCCAUGUUAUACAAUAUGACGCUCAACGAUACACUAAGCCCUAGAGAUACGGAAGGUCAUGGUAGUCACACUCUAUCAACAGCAGGAGGGAGUUUUGUUAGCGAUGCAAGCUUGAAUGGGCUAGCAAAUGGAACUUCUAUGGGACUAGCACCCAAAGCACGACUUGUUGCUUACAAGGUUCAUAGGUCAGGAACUGCUAGUGACAUGGAUGUUAUAGCUGCUUUUGAAGCUGCCAUUGAUGAUAAUGUUGAAAAUAUCAAUCUUUCUACGGUUAGGUUAGAACCAGGGUUUCUGGAUUCAUUUGUUGUUGGUAGUUUUCAUGCUAUGAAAAAUGGUAUCCUUACAAUUGCAUCAGCUGGGAACACAGGACCUGCUCUUGGGACUGUUUUGAACGUCUACCCAUGGGUAUUAACAGUUGCUGCCAGCACAAUUGAUAGAGAGUUACAUUGUCAAAAUGGAUCUUUAGAUACCAACAAAGUGGUCGGAAAGAUAGUAGACGACAAAGUAGGAUCUGAAAUUUUCCAAAAUGCACCCUGUGCCAUCUCUGCUGCUUUGAUUAGCUACAAUGAUGGUAAAACUCUUUUUUCUUACAUCAACUCUACCAGGACACCAAUUGUAUCCUUUGGUGAAGCAAUAACUUCAUUAGGCAUAAAGUCUGCUCCUAUUAUGGCUGAUUUCUCAUCAAGGGGUGUUCAAAAUAGGAUACCGGAUUGA
Amaranthus tricolor (Joseph's coat) is the source of this 936-nucleotide messenger RNA. RefSeq names its product subtilisin-like protease SBT5.4. Bases 1 to 936 code for a protein of 311 amino acids. NCBI's taxonomy places the organism in Eukaryota, Viridiplantae, Streptophyta, Magnoliopsida, Caryophyllales, Amaranthaceae. Gene Ontology annotation, molecular function: serine-type endopeptidase activity. Gene Ontology annotation, biological process: proteolysis. The record is from RefSeq and is a predicted model, not a curated record. The transcript has 6 exons.